AUGGCCACUACAGUAACCAGCACCGAGAAGCCUGUGUCUACCCAGCCUGCGCCUGCAGAGGCUAGGCCACGGGCUCCUCGUCCGCCUAGGCCCAACUUCAGACAUAUUCACCGGUUUCCUCUCCCGGUCACUGUACAUCAUGUUCCUCCUGUAAUUCCUCAUAACCCUCUCUCUCUUAUUAGUGUUGCUCUCUCGUACCUCACAUUUCUUAUCUCCCCGCCCCAUCAAGAAGUCUACUCGGCCUACUUUGACUCGGCCACUUCAUCGGUCCAUGUUACGGACGAGAAUGCCGUUAAGGCCCUGUGGCAGAUGGGCUUCUUUGGCAAGGGUAGUCUAAGUCGAAGCGAGCCGAGCUGGCUGGCGCGAGAGAAGAAGCGGAGAGGGUUAUUGGGCGGCAAGUCAAGCGAGGAGGUUACAAGACAGCGACGUGAGGAACGACGUGAGCUGAAGCUAGAGCGUGCACGUAUGGAGAAGCUGGCCAUUGAGGAAAGACUAAAGGCUGAAGCUGCAGCCAGGGAAAAUGGCACGACGAUUGACCAAGACGAUCAGUCAACGGCCGCAGAUGGUACGGCUAACGACACAGCAACCUCGACUGAGAAGUUCUCUCUCAGGAAGGCAAAGGAGGCUCGAAUGCUUGAGACACGCAACCAAGCAGCACGAAAAGCGGCUGCGACAGAUUCAACAGAUCAAGCAGAGAAGUCACCAAAUGGGAAGUCUGUACGCUUCUCGCCUGUCAUGCAAAAGCAAGAGUUCCUAUCAAACUCGCCGUCCUCCAUGAAACUUCCCGAUUCUGUCGUGGAUAACAUUGAAGCGGACGAGGAACCCAUCUUCGAAAAUGAAGAGCAUCUCCAACUUUCCAAGGAAGAAGCGUUCUUCCUCUCCUACUCCCUCGGCACUUUGAACAUCUACGAUGCCCCCGUCAAGGCAAGCCAGAACCAGCCGAACUCAAUCAUGUCAACAACAUCGCUCCUUAAACUCCUCUGCAAUCAUUCCUUCAACCCAUCCCGAGAUGCCUCCGCCGCCCUCCAACCCGACGAUCCCUUCAUGCUCUCCUACGUCGUCUACCACCACUUCCGAUCCCUGGGCUGGGUCGUCCGCUCCGGCGUGAAAUUCGGAACAGACUACCUCCUCUACAACCGCGGACCUGUCUUCUCCCACGCCGAGUUCGCCGUCAUCGUCAUCCCAUCCUACAGCCACUCAUACUGGACCGAAACCGAGGAACGGAAGGAAUACAUUGCUGCCAAACAGACUCGCAGUUGGUGGUGGUUGCACUGCGUCAACCGAGUCCAGGCUCAGGUCUUGAAGAGUCUUGUUGUCUGCUAUGUGGAAGUGCCGCCGCCUACUGCUUCCAUUGAUGAUAUUGGCGCUUUGCUUGGUACUUACCAAGUGCGGGAAUUUCUCGUUAAGAGAUUCGUGCCCAACCGCAUGCGUGAUUGA
Molecule: messenger RNA, 1437 nt
Organism: Penicillium antarcticum
Lineage: Eukaryota; Fungi; Ascomycota; Eurotiomycetes; Eurotiales; Aspergillaceae
Gene: sen2
Product: tRNA splicing endonuclease subunit SEN2
Exons: 1
Coding region: 1-1437 (478 amino acids)
Biological process (GO): tRNA-type intron splice site recognition and cleavage; tRNA splicing, via endonucleolytic cleavage and ligation
Cellular component (GO): tRNA-intron endonuclease complex
Molecular function (GO): nucleic acid binding; tRNA-intron lyase activity
Source: RefSeq, a predicted model, not a curated record